Messenger RNA from Gloeophyllum trabeum ATCC 11539, 762 nucleotides. RefSeq lists its product as uncharacterized. The coding region runs from base 1 to 762 and encodes 253 amino acids. NCBI's taxonomy places the organism in Eukaryota, Fungi, Basidiomycota, Agaricomycetes, Gloeophyllales, Gloeophyllaceae. The record is from RefSeq and is a predicted model, not a curated record. The transcript has 4 exons.
AUGGCAUUUCCCCCGAAGGCUGGAUGCCCAAUGUGCGGCAUAGUCGCGUCUGCCGCGGAGGCUCUUCCGAACUCUCCCCGUUCCCCGGUCUUUCAAGCUGGGUCGACGCAGCCAGAGGUGCUCUGGCGAGACGACAACUUCACGUGCUAUAGAGAAAAGGCGAACCCUGUGUCCAGCAAGGGCCACAUCGUCAUAGUGUUCAACUUGCAUGUGCCAUCACUGUACACCCUAUCCUCAAGUGACCUCCCAUUGCUCUCCCACGUCAAGCUCCUUGGAAAGAAACUCCUGUCCUCUCUAUCCACCCCAGCCUCCCCAGCAUACCACCCUUCAGUCGGCAGCUCAUCAACUCCGCUCCAGACAGACCAGUCCGCCUUUCGUAUAGGAUUCAUUACCUCGCCGUUCAAAGACAACAAAAUACCCGUUACGGAUCACCUGCACGCACAUGCCUACAUUGCCCCGGCGGACCUGGCCGGUUGGUGGAGAGGCAUAGCGUAUUCGUCUGUCGCGUGGUACGCCAUCGACGACUUGAUUGCGGAAAUUCGCGAGGAGACGUCGAAUAAUCGCGUUCGCUCCGGACAGAACAACCGUCCAAUUGACACAGUACCCGACGCUGGCGCGAGGAAGGGGACGGCGGACGGCAGGGAACUUACAGAUGCGGGCCUCGCAGUUGCCGACCCGGAAGCAGGCCAUCUUCCUUUGACACCGACCUCCGCUCCGCCACGGACGUCUUCGCACACUGAAAUACCUCCUUUACGAGUCUAA